This is a messenger RNA of Paramecium tetraurelia, 1320 nucleotides long. RefSeq lists its product as uncharacterized. Gene Ontology annotation, cellular component: mitochondrion; cytoplasm. NCBI's taxonomy places the organism in Eukaryota, Ciliophora, Oligohymenophorea, Peniculida, Parameciidae. The record is from RefSeq and is a predicted model, not a curated record. The transcript has 4 exons. Gene Ontology annotation, molecular function: ATP binding; ATP hydrolysis activity.
AUGUUUUUGGGCUUGAGAAGGGUGAGAUUCAACUUUGGUGCCGUUUUGGAGCAAUAUUAAUACUUGGUAAGACAAGAGGAAAUAGCUCAAGACGAGAGGUAAGUGAAUACGAUUGUCUAAUUUGAUAGGGUCAACGAUCAAUUGGUCUAGAGUCAUCAAUAAUGGCUACAAUACUCAAAAUUCCUAGAUGAAUUCAUUAGAAGAAAUCAUACACCCUAGCAAAGUCAAGUGUAAUAACCAUCUGCAAAGUAGUCAUCAUUCUUUAGCUCUUUGUUCGGGGGAUCUCAAACUGUUAGUAUAAGCUAGACUAAGCUAUAAUCGACUCAAGAGGAUCACAAUCGUCCAUUUGUAGGAUAGAUUUAGGGGUUGUAUGUUUUUGGCUCUCCAGGAUGUGGGAAGACUUAUAUCAUGGAUUUAUUUUACGAAUAAUGUCAAAUUCCCCAGAAGAAACGAAUCCAUUUCAACGAAUUUAUGCUUGACAUCCAGAAGGACUUACACAAGUGUUCUAGCAAAGAGGAUCCAGUGAAUAAGGUUGGUACUGCAAAAGCUAAAGAUAUAAGAUUAUUAUGUUUAGACGAGUUCUAAGUCACUGACAUUGGAGACGCUUUGAUUUUGAAGAGGUUAUUUGAGACCAUGAUCAGUAAUCAUAUGGUCUUAGUUGCAACAUCCAACAGACCUCCAGAAGACUUGUAUAAGGGAGGGUUAUAAAGACAUUUAUUUUUACCAUUUAUUCCAUUUUUAAAGCAAUCAUGCGUUAUUCACAAUAUGGACUCGUAAGUUGAUUAUAGAUACUCUUACUCUGAAGCUCAAAGUGAAAGGUUAUUAACAUAUAUUAGUCCUCUGGAUGAGAGUGCUGAACAGACUAUGAAGGGGAUUUUCAAAAGAAUUAGCAAAACGGACAAAUUUUAUGAAAAGGAAAUCGAAGUAAUUGAAGGAAGGAACUUCAAGGUGAAAAGACAAGCGAAUGGAGUAGCAUUAUUUGAUUACGAAGAAUUAUGUGAGGAUGUAGUAGGAGCAUCGGAUUUCAUAGCGUUAUGUAGGAAUUAUCAUACUAUUUGUCUAAAGGGAGUAAAACAGAUCAGUAUGAGUAAUCGAAAUGCUGCUAGAAGAUUUAUAUUAUUAAUUGAUGAAAUGUACAAUCACAAAACGAAAUUGUUUUGUUCUGCAGAAAGAGACUUGAUGAACCUCUUCAUUGUAAAGAACAAGGGAGAUCAAUACGACGAAGAGUUUGCUCUUGAAAGAUGUAGAUCUCGAUUGAAGGAAAUGCAAUCGAAAGAAUAUCUGGAGACUCCAUCAUAUUUUGAUUAGUAAAAAUAAUGA